AUGGCAGCGCCGCCUCCGCCGCCUCGCGGCCUCUCCCUUUACGAGAACCUCCACGACCCUAACGAUCCUUCGCCCUCGGCGACCAUAUCCUCCGGCCCUGUCCUCUACUCCCAAACCGGCACCACGUCUGCCUCUGCCACCGGUCCUCUUCUCAAGAAGCCCAUUGACCCUGCGCUGCGCUUCCAGCCCACGCGCCGCCCGCAGCCGCCCAAACCCAAACCCAAACCCGCCGUUUCCAAAUCCAUCCCCAAACCACCUGCCGCCGCGCCGACAGAACCGCCGCCACCACCGCCACCGCCACCGUCCUCCGACACCGACGCCGUAAAUCCCAGCACUGUAGCACCUACAUCAAAGAGCACGCUCGCGGACUGGGCCGCCACCGAAGACGACGAGUGGCUGUACGGCACCGGGGAGAAGCGCCAGCGCGGUGGGCGCAAGGCCAAGAAGAAGCGGCAGGCCCAGCAGCAGCAGCGAGAGACGGACUGGGACGACGUGUAUGAUGCGUCGAGGCCGACGAACGUGGAAGAGUACCUGCGCAGCGAUGAGAAAAUCGACGAGGUGCGCGAGUGGAAGGCGUUGCUGUACGGGCACCGCAGAGUCAGGGCGCCGGACAGCGACGGGUCGUCGGAUGAGGAGGACGCGAGACCCGUCAUGCGUCCGAAUAAUCAAUUCGCGCCUCCGCCGUCAUACGCCGCCGUCCCCCCGCCACCAUCCUCUCCUCCUACAACAUCCGCACCACCACCUCCUCCUCCUGACGAUGCCUCUGGCGACGACGCAUACGCCCGCCGUCUCGCCCUAUCCUCCACGUCCUCCUCGCAACCACCUCCCCCUCCCUCGUCCACCACCAUCUCCGCCGCCCCCAUCCUCUAUACGCAACAAGAACAAGAACAAGCACCAUCUCCACCGCCGCCGCCACGCUCUCCGUCCUCCCGCCCCGGCCAGGCCGGCUUCGCCCACCGCCUCAUGGCCAAGUACGGCUGGACAUCUGGCCGCGGCCUCGGCGCCGCGGCCUCCGGCAUCGUCAAUCCUCUCCGGGUGCAGGUCGAGAAGCGUCGCAAAAAAGCAGACGCCGAUGGCGGCGGCUGGGCCGAACCCGCCAACAAGGGCAAAAUUAUUGGCGGCCGCGGCGGCGGCAACGACGACCAGCAGCAAGGGCUCAGCAACGUUAUUGUGCUGCUCAACAUGCUCGAUAAUAUGCCCGAUCUGGCCGCCGAGGUGGAAGACGGCCUUGGGCAGGAGAUUGGUGAGGAAUGUGGCGAAAAGUAUGGCCGCGUGGAACGGGUAUAUAUUGACACGGAGACGCAACGCGUUUUCAUCAAGUUUACGGACCAGAUAUCCGCACUUAAGGCAAGUGUACCGUCACUGGCUUACAUCAUCAGCAACUCUAACAUGGUACAGGCCGUUAGCGAACUACAGGGUCGCGUGUUUAACGGAAACACAAUUACGCCAAAAUAUUACAAUGACGACGCCUUCGACCGAGGCGUAUACACCACGUAG
Beauveria bassiana ARSEF 2860 is the source of this 1497-nucleotide messenger RNA. Its product is annotated as G-patch domain-containing protein. The transcript is spliced from 3 exons. Gene Ontology annotation, molecular function: nucleic acid binding. Gene Ontology annotation, biological process: mRNA cis splicing, via spliceosome. The coding region runs from base 1 to 1497 and encodes 498 amino acids. The record is from RefSeq and is a predicted model, not a curated record. Gene Ontology annotation, cellular component: precatalytic spliceosome. Lineage: Eukaryota; Fungi; Ascomycota; Sordariomycetes; Hypocreales; Cordycipitaceae.